Tigriopus californicus is the source of this 1647-nucleotide messenger RNA. Its product is annotated as juvenile hormone epoxide hydrolase 2-like. Gene Ontology annotation, molecular function: epoxide hydrolase activity. Gene Ontology annotation, biological process: epoxide metabolic process. The transcript has 7 exons. The record is from RefSeq and is a predicted model, not a curated record. Bases 160 to 1605 code for a protein of 481 amino acids. Lineage: Eukaryota; Metazoa; Arthropoda; Copepoda; Harpacticoida; Harpacticidae.
AAAUGAACGUUCACAAUAAACCGAGUAUUGCUGAACACAGCCUAGAAACUUAUAGGAGCUCACAUGAACAUGCAGCUUAUCUGUCCUCCAUAGCAACCUAAGAAGCUCAAGGAGACGUUUGUCGUGUAUUCCACUUUGCUAAUUUCAGCCGGUAGCAGAAUGGGGUGUUGUCUGCUUAAAAUCGCGGUGUUGGUUCAUUUGGUUGGGGCUUUGUUAAUUGGUGGCUUGUUUUGGGCUGUUCUGAAUGACCACUACCCUCCCUUGCCAGAUGUCCCUCAUGUUCCAGCCACUUGGUUUGGUAAAGGAAAGCCCACCCAAGAAGAUACAGCCAUUCGACCCUUCAAAGUCGACUUCGAUCCCAAGGAUGUGAUGGAUCUGAAAAAGAGACUACAAAUGGACUUGACACGGCUUCAAGAACCCUUGGAAGAUGCUGGUUUCACAUACGGGUUCAGCCAAUCCCACUUGAAGACUGUGGGCGAGUAUUGGUUGAAGAAGUUUGACUUGUCCAAGAGUCAGAGCUUGAUGAACAGUAUGCCUCAAUUCAAAACGUCUAUUGAUGGAAUCGAUCUUCAUUUCGUUCAUGCCAAGCCCGAUCCAAAGAAGGCCAAGGGCAAGACCGUGCUCCCAUUACUUUUGGUUCACGGAUGGCCGGGCUCAUUUGUGGAAUUUGUCAAGAUCAUUCCCCUGCUCACAGAAGCGAGUCCGGAUCGGGAUUUCGUUUUUGAGGUCAUUGCUCCUUCCAUCCCUGGCUACGCUUGGUCCUCGGCCCCUGCCAAAAAGGGCUUCAACGGACAGCAAUGUGCAAGAAUUUUCCACAGAUUAAUGACGGAAAGGCUGGGAUUUGACAAAUACUACACGCAAGGAGGAGACUGGGGCUCCCUCAUCACGAUGGCAUCUGCACUUUUGUACCCCGAGAGUGUCUUGGGCUCCCAUUUCAACAUGCCAUUUGUGAACCUGCCCUCGAGCAAUCUUAAGAAUUUGUUGGCCGCCAUUCUCCCGUCGGGUUGGGUGAUAGAUAAGGCCGAGGAAUCUAGGAUCUUGCCCUUGGGAGAGAAGUUUUCCGACCUGUUUGGCGAGAUGGGCUACGCUCAUCUCCAAGCCACUAAGCCGGACACUUUGGGCGUGAGCUUAAACAAUUCGCCCUUGGGCUUGGCAGCCUACAUCCUGGAGAAAUUCUCCACCUGGACCAACAAGGCCAACAAACAAGCGUCGGAUGGAAAUCUCUUGGAGAAAUGGACCAUGGACGAGCUUUUGAAUAAUGUCGUGGUGUACUGGAUGAGCGGUUGCAUCACAUCUUCUAUGAGGUUUUACGCGGAAAACAUGCAAUUCUUUGAAGAAGACAAUUUAGCUCUUCAAAGGUUACCAGUCUUGGUGCCUGUUGGCGUGAGUGAUUUUCCUCAUGACAUUCAAUCCCUUCCAACAUCGUAUCUCAAGAGCAAAUAUCCCAAAUUGGUGAGUGUUACCACAAUGUCCCGUGGUGGUCAUUUUGCGGCUUAUGAAGAGCCCCAACUUCUGGCCGAUGACUUGAUUCAGUUCGUGAGCCAAGUGGAGGAACAAAUCAAGAAGGAUGCCUCCCAAUCUGCCAAGUCGAAAGGAGAGCUUUAAAUAUAUCGAAAUACACAAAUGGCAGAUUUAUUAACCACGGAA